Messenger RNA from Colletotrichum costaricense, 159 nucleotides. RefSeq lists its product as uncharacterized. The transcript has a single exon. The record is from RefSeq and is a predicted model, not a curated record. Lineage: Eukaryota; Fungi; Ascomycota; Sordariomycetes; Glomerellales; Glomerellaceae. The annotation marks the transcript as partial.
AAUACGUUAAUAAUAGGUAUUAUAAAAAUUAGUUUUAGCCUAGGUAAGGAAAUCGUUACCCUAAGUAUAAUAAAAAUAGAGACGUAUUUUAAAACAAUAAUAUUUUAUAUCUUAUUUAUUAAUACCCUAUUUUUCUUAUAUUUAAAAAAUAUAGAUUAA